Molecule: messenger RNA, 7726 nt
Organism: Sorex araneus (European shrew)
Lineage: Eukaryota; Metazoa; Chordata; Mammalia; Eulipotyphla; Soricidae
Gene: ADGRL3
Product: adhesion G protein-coupled receptor L3
Exons: 27
Coding region: 987-4874 (1295 amino acids)
Biological process (GO): synapse assembly; cell surface receptor signaling pathway; brain development
Cellular component (GO): cell-cell junction; axon; membrane
Molecular function (GO): carbohydrate binding; G protein-coupled receptor activity
Source: RefSeq, a predicted model, not a curated record
UGGAUAUAAAGACCGGCUGGGGGGAUGCUGGAAGACCGGGGGGCUCUUCGGCAGCGUCUUUCCCCGAGCGGCGGCGGCGGCGGCGGGAGGAAGAGCAGCCCCGGCGAGCACUGCCGCAUGUUAAUCGCUGCCGCCCGGGUCCCUGGGCUGCUGCUGGAGACCGAGCCUGACUCCGAAGUUGUGCAACUGUGGACUGCGAGAGACAUCUGAACCCUCCUCUCCCCGUGCUCCGUUUUUGGGGGCACCCCCCCUCCCCAACCCCCCGCUCGGUGUGCGGGAAGCGAGGAAACGUAAAGGAAGACAAGCAUCCCCCCACCCCCUUCCCCUUUCUCCAUGGCCGUGUAGCAGAAGAAAGGGGGAAGGAGAGACUUUUUGUUGUUUGUUUCCUUGGCUGGGGGUCUCCACCCUCCUGCUGCCUCCUCUGCGCUUUGGUUUUUAUCAUCCUUCGUGGACGCGUGUGGCCCGGGGUGUCUUCGCUGGGGCCAGUGGGGUCGUUGGCUCCCCCUCCACCCCAACCCCUCCACCCCCCCUCCCGGGCUCGGUGGCUGGAUGGUUGAAAACUACCCCCAGUGGCAGGUUGUUGAGCCACUGAUGGGACGAUCUCCGGGAGCGGCGGUUACGAAAGCUAGUUAUCAGACUCUGAGAAAAGAGCGUGGAGAAGCAGGAAACGGAAUUGGGGGACUGCUGAGACACAUGGUGUAGCAGCCGACGGUUUUGUGAAGCAGAAGAUUCCCAAGUCAAGCGCAAGUGCAGAAAUGAUUGCAUAUUCAGUAAACCGGAGGAAAAAAGCAUGGGAUUUUAGCAACUGAAGAUCAAAUCAAGGAUUCACAUUUGGAAUAUUGCUGUUUUCUGUUGUUGAGGAAUAUUUUUUUGGUUUUUUAAAAAUUUCAUCAAUCUUGAAGUAAGAAGACAACAGGAAAGACAGUUGUUUCUUUCUCAGUUGGAACGUUCACCACUGAGGUUUUUUUUCUACUCAGUAUACAACCAUGUGGCCACCACAGACACUAGUCUUCAUGAUGCUCCUAGCGCCGAUAGUUCAUGGUGGCAAGCACACCGAGAGACAUCCAGCCCUCGCCGCGCCCCUGCGACACGCCGAGCGCAGCCCGGGAGGCGCCCUCCCGCCCCGGCAUCUCCUUCAGCAGCCUGCGGCCGAGCGCGCCACUGCCCAUCGCGGUCAAGGGCCCCGAGGAGCCGCCAGAGGAGUUCGUGGUCCAGGUGCCCCAGGAGCACAGAUUGCAGCCCAAGCUUUCAGCCGUGCCCCAAUCCCCAUGGCUGUGGUCCGCAGAGAACUCUCUUGCGAGAGCUACCCCAUAGAGCUCCGCUGCCCGGGAACAGAUGUCAUCAUGAUUGAAAGUGCCAACUACGGGAGGACUGAUGACAAAAUUUGUGACUCAGAUCCUGCUCAGAUGGAGAAUAUCCGAUGCUAUCUGCCAGAUGCUUAUAAGAUUAUGUCUCAAAGGUGCAAUAACAGAACGCAGUGUGCGGUGGUGGCAGGCCCUGAUGUUUUUCCAGACCCGUGCCCUGGGACCUAUAAAUACCUUGAAGUGCAGUAUGAAUGUGUCCCUUACAAAGUGGAACAAAAAGUUUUUCUUUGUCCUGGACUACUCAAAGGAGUAUACCAGAGUGAACAUUUAUUCGAGUCUGAUCACCAAUCAGGGGCAUGGUGCAAAGACCCUCUCCAGGCUUCUGAUAAGAUUUAUUACAUGCCAUGGACCCCGUACAGGACCGAUACCCUGACUGAGUACUCCUCCAAGGACGACUUCAUUGCCGGAAGGCCAACGACAACCUACAAACUCCCUCACAGGGUGGAUGGCACGGGAUUUGUCGUGUACGAUGGAGCUUUGUUCUUCAACAAAGAGCGCACCAGGAACAUUGUGAAGUUCGAUUUGCGGACUAGGAUAAAGAGCGGAGAAGCUAUCAUAGCAAACGCCAAUUACCAUGAUACAUCCCCUUACAGGUGGGGAGGCAAAUCUGACAUAGAUCUGGCAGUGGAUGAGAAUGGGCUGUGGGUGAUCUACGCAACAGAGCAAAACAAUGGCAAAAUCGUCAUUAGUCAAUUGAACCCUUACACUCUACGGAUUGAAGGAACCUGGGAUACUGCUUAUGAUAAACGAUCUGCUUCCAACGCAUUUAUGAUCUGCGGGAUUCUGUAUGUGGUCAAGUCUGUAUAUGAGGAUGAUGACAAUGAGGCCACAGGGAAUAAAAUCGACUAUAUUUACAAUACGGAUCAAAGUAAGGAUAGUUUGGUGGAUGUACCCUUUCCUAAUUCAUACCAGUACAUAGCAGCUGUGGAUUACAACCCCAGGGACAACCUUCUUUACGUUUGGAAUAACUAUCACGUUGUGAAAUAUUCCUUGGACUUUGGACCACUGGAUAGCAGAUCAGGGCAGGUGCAUCACGGGCAGGUAUCAUACAUCUCUCCACCGAUUCACCUUGACUCCGAAUUGGAAAGACCCCCAGUUAGAGGUAUCUCUACCACAGGACCUUUCGGCGUGGGAAGCACCACCACUAGUACCACCCUCCGGACCACCACUUGGAACCCAAACAAGAGCACCACCCCCUCCAUGUCAGGAAGGAGAAACCGGAGCACGAGCACCCCCUCUCCAGCUGUGGAGGUGCUGGAUGACAUGACGACACACCUUCCGUCCUCCUCUUCCCAAAUUCCAGUUGUGGAGGAGAGCUGUGAGGCCGUGGAAGCACGAGAAAUCAUGUGGUUUAAGACCCGCCAAGGGCAGAUGGCAAAGCAGCCGUGUCCCACGGGGACCAUUGGAGUAUCAACAUAUCUCUGCCUAGCUCCUGGAACAUGGGACCCCCAAGGACCAGACCUCAGUAACUGUUCUUCACCUUGGAUCAACCAUAUAACUCAAAAGUUGAAAUCUGGAGAGACGGCUGCCAACAUUGCUAGGGAGCUAGCUGAACAGACAAGAAAUCACCUGAAUGCUGGGGAUAUAACCUACUCAGUGCGUGCCAUGGAUCAGCUAGUAGGCCUUCUGGAUGUGCAGCUGCGAAACUUGACCCCUGGUGGCAAAGACAGUGCUGCCCGCAGUUUGAACAAGCUUCAGAAAAGAGAGCGCUCUUGCAGAGCCUAUGUCCAGGCAAUGGUUGAGACAGUUAACAACCUCCUUCAGCCACAGGCCUUGAAUGCGUGGAGAGACCUGACCACAAGUGAUCAGCUACGGGCAGCCACCAUGUUACUUGACACUGUGGAGGAAAGUGCUUUUGUGCUGGCCGAUAACCUUUUGAAGACUGACAUUGUCAGAGAGAACACUGACAAUAUCCAAUUGGAAGUUGCAAGGUUGAGCACAGAGGGAAACUUAGAAGACCUAAAAUUUCCAGAAAAUAUGAUUCAUGGAAGUACCAUUCAACUUUCUGCAAAUACUUUAAAACAAAAUGGCCGAAAUGGAGAGAUCAGAGUGGCCUUUGUCCUGUAUAACAACUUGGGUCCUUAUUUGUCCACGGAGAAUGCCAGCAUGAAACUAGGAACUGAGGCUAUGUCCACCAAUCAUUCUGUUAUUGUCAAUUCUCCUGUUAUUACAGCGGCAAUAAACAAAGAAUUUAGUAAUAAGGUUUAUUUGGCUGAUCCUGUGGUGUUCACUGUUAAGCAUAUUAAGCAAUCUGAGGAAAAUUUCAACCCUAACUGUUCAUUUUGGAGCUAUUCCAAGCGCACAAUGACAGGUUAUUGGUCAACACAAGGCUGCCGGCUGCUUACGACGAAUAAGACACAUACUACAUGCUCUUGUAACCACCUAACCAAUUUUGCCGUGCUGAUGGCACAUGUGGAGGUGAAGCACAGUGAUGCUGUCCAUGACCUUCUUCUGGAUGUGAUCACGUGGGUUGGAAUUUUGCUCUCCCUUGUUUGUCUCCUGAUUUGCAUCUUCACGUUUUGCUUUUUCCGUGGGCUUCAGAGUGACCGUAACACCAUUCACAAGAACCUCUGCAUCAGUCUUUUUGUAGCAGAACUGCUCUUCCUGAUCGGAAUCAACCGCACUGACCAGCCAAUUGCCUGUGCAGUGUUUGCUGCCCUUUUACAUUUCUUCUUCUUGGCGGCAUUUACCUGGAUGUUUCUCGAGGGAGUGCAGCUCUAUAUCAUGUUGGUGGAAGUUUUUGAGAGUGAGCACUCACGGCGGAAAUACUUUUAUCUGGUUGGCUACGGCAUGCCUGCACUCAUUGUGGCAGUAUCCGCUGCAGUAGAUUACAGAAGCUAUGGAACUGAUAAAGUAUGCUGGCUCCGACUUGACACCUACUUCAUUUGGAGUUUUAUAGGACCAGCGACCUUGAUAAUUAUGCUUAAUGUAAUCUUCCUGGGGAUUGCUUUAUAUAAAAUGUUUCAUCAUACUGCCAUUCUGAAACCUGAGUCAGGCUGCCUUGAUAAUAUCAACUAUGAGGAUAACAGACCCUUCAUCAAGUCAUGGGUUAUAGGUGCAAUAGCUCUUCUCUGCCUAUUAGGAUUGACCUGGGCCUUUGGACUCAUGUAUAUUAAUGAAAGCACAGUCAUCAUGGCGUAUCUUUUCACCAUUUUCAAUUCUCUACAGGGAAUGUUUAUAUUCAUUUUCCAUUGUGUCCUACAAAAAAAGGUACGAAAAGAAUAUGGGAAAUGCCUACGCACACAUUGUUGUAGUGGCAAAAGUACAGAGAGUUCCAUUGGCUCAGGGAAAACAUCUGGUUCUCGAACUCCUGGACGCUACUCCACAGGCUCACAGAGCCGAAUUCGUAGAAUGUGGAAUGACACAGUGAGGAAGCAGUCAGAGUCUUCCUUCAUUACUGGAGAUAUAAACAGUUCAGCAUCACUAAACAGAGGAAUGUCUUCUAGGAGUCCUCCAUCUGUCCAUCGAGCUGACUCACCUGGCAUCCCAGCACAGAAUUUAUGGUCCUGAGGCUGAACUGCUGAAUGAACUUGUCCUGCAGUACUUGGCAUCAAGACAGGCAUGAAAGCAAGAACUUUGGAACAUUCUUCCAGUCAAAGAGAUUUAUGACUUUGAGCAGAGGAUUUGGUUCUUCUCGAAGCUUAGUCCAAACAGAAGUGCUCCCUUUAGGUAUCUACUCGGUUACUAAUAUGUAAAACUAUAGAUAACAAGGUAUUUUUUAGAAGUACUCUACAUGAAAGCUUUCUCUUAGACCACCUGCACUCUGGCAGGCACAAACCUGUACAUUUGCUGCAAAUAAGUAAACCAGUGUGUUCAGUAUCUUGUUGUAUGCAUCCCCACACCUGGGGCCCGAUUCAGUGUAUAUAGUGCCUCUUGUCUUUUAAGUUCCUGACCACAUGACUCAUAUAAAAAUAAUAGAUUUGGGGCCAUGGACAUAGACAGGUAUGAUCCUUGGCACUCCAGGAUGCCCUGAGCCCCACUGGGAGCAACCCACAAAACUUCCACAUCAGGGAAUCCUUGAGCACUGCUGGGUGUAGGCCCCAAAGUAAAACAAAGCAGAUUUCCUGCUAAUGCACCCCAAAACACUAACAGUGAUGGAGAAUGCGAUUUCAACAUAUAUUGAAGUUUGUAUAUAUGUAUGCAUAGACAUAUCCAUGUAGGCUUUAUAUAUAAACACAUAAUAUGCCACCCCAUAGAAUUAUCAAUAAUAAUUUACUUAAUGAAUGCAUCGUUUUUCAAAUGUCUUGAAAUCUGAGAGUCAUAUAUGAAACAGGCUUAAGCAGGUUUUCCUAAUUUUGAUAAAACUGUAAAAUAUCGAGAAGUUGCUAAUAAGUCAAAAACGGUGUAAGUUUCUUGGGAAGUCUCUUGAACAGAGCUUGGAAGGCCCAGGGGCCACUCGCAGUGACACUCAGUCGAGCUGUGCCGGUUUUGGGUGGUUCUGUAACCAGCAAUAACACUGAUGGUUACAAGUACCACCUUAGAAAUGCCACCAGGGCCAGAGGUAAUACAGUGGGGAAGGCACUUGCCUUCCACAUAGUGGACCCAAGUUUGCUCUCCAGCAUCCCAUAUGGUCCCUUGAGCUCACAAGGAGUAAGCCCUGAGCAUCGCUGGGUGUGGUCCUCAAAACAAAACAAAAAAAGGAGUGCCACCAACUUCAAUUAUGUUUCUAAAAUUGAAAGUAUUUUUCUAUUCUAUGUAGUAAAAGAAAAAAUAGCAAAAAGCUUGUUAUAUAAAAACAUUAAGAAAUCACUUGGCCAAACAUUUAGGGAAAUGCUCUUUCACAGACAUACACGCAAAAGAAAAAAAUUAAACAUUUUUGUUUGUUUUUGUGUUGUGUUAUUUAUGGUAUUUAUCCACAUUAAAAAACUUGUAAGUUGUUAUGAUUAUGUUUUAUUCUUUUUACGUAAUAUUAAAUUUUGUACCUAGUUUUAUAUUAACUUAUACUGAAUUUCUUUUUCUUAGUGAAAGAACCCCACUUGAAUAAGUCCCUGGUUCCUUACAAGGCCUGGGUUUGUAUCUCUCUCAGUAUUACUCAUUUUAAUUUUUGUCACUUAGCCUACAUUAAAUAGUACUUACUAUGGCAUUGUAUUUCCCUGGUCACUACUAAUAAUUUUUGUGGAUUUGAUUUGUUUUCUUCUUUAAAAAGUUGCCUGAUCUAUUUUGACCAUUUAUUUGUUCAAAUACAAGUUUUUCAGAUCAUUUUAUGCAAAAGUUUUACAAUUUCUCAAUACUUUUUAAUUAUGUAUACUUGAAAAUACUAUCUUCACUUUGUAACAUAUUUCAUGUACCUUAAUAUGUCUCAAUGAUAGUUCUCAAUGGUGAUAUAUAAAAUUUAUAACUUCUUAUUUGUGGUGAACUUUUCUUCAUAUCUUCGUCUAAUAUCUUUUCAAAUAGACAUCUCUUAGAUACUAAAUUAUUUAAUUGUUGACAUGUAAAUCUUUAACUUAUUUGUACUCUAUGGUUAUAUGUGGGGUUAAAUGGUUUAAAUGAAAUAUUUUUUCAAAUAAAAAUCUACUCCCCAAAAAUCCUUCACUUUGCAGCUUAUCUAAAAUAUGAAUUCUAGUCUAUCAUAAUGUGUGUGGGUAUAUAUGCUUCUGAAUAUUUUACUUUGGUUGCAGUUUUGUUUAAAUCAUUGCUCUACUUUAUAUUGCCAUAUUUGUGAUUGCUUCAUAACAAUUCCUAAUAAUUCAUUGAGCAGUUUGUUUAUUCAUGUUCUCUAGUUACUAGUUGUUCUUUUGUAUUGAAUUUUAGACCAUCUUUUGUUUCAUGAUUAGAUUUAUCUUGCAGUGAAAUGAAUAUAUAUGGUCUUUGUCAAGAUAUAAACUAUUUCUAAAUGUGAAUAUUUCUUGUCUGUGAUAUGGUACAUAUUCCAUAUGUUUGAAUUCUUUUAAUACCUUCCAAUAAAGUUUUAAAAAUUUUCCCUUCAGCAUAUCUGAACAUUUAAAAAAGUAUUUGAUGCUCUGUGAUAAAAUUGUAAAUUCUGAUAUCAAAUAGAUUGACUUUUAAAGUAAUUUGUUACUUGUAAUUAGAAAUGCAACUGACAACACUUUUGUAUUGUUAUUUAUUUUAUUAUAUUGUUAACUUACCAAACUCUAAUCAUUUAUAGACUCUUCUUAGUUGUCUUUGUAAGCUAUAUACCUUGUAUACUAUGUAUCUGUAUGCCUCAAUUGCUUUCUUGACUUAUUUUAUUACACUUGCUAAGGUUUUUAGGUUUUUAUACAGUGCUGCAUGGAGUUACUGGUAUUGCUUAUUCUUGUUUUAGUGGGAAUUUUAAAGAGAACUCUUUAAAUGUUUCCCUUUCAGGAUGAUAUAUCUUAUAGGUCUAUCCUCCUAAUAAUAAAGACAGACUGUUUCAUUCCUCA